Molecule: messenger RNA, 15685 nt
Organism: Xyrichtys novacula (pearly razorfish)
Lineage: Eukaryota; Metazoa; Chordata; Actinopteri; Labriformes; Labridae
Source: the annotation of a GenBank genome assembly
AGCCAAUCACAGUGGCGCAUUUUCACCACGUGAGGGGGAGAUGCUCCAGCACCAAAUAUCUGCUAGACGAAGGAGUUUUUGUAGUUUAUCCACAAAGUGAACCCGUUUUCUCCCCGUGGAGACAGUAGAAAAAAACAAAGGAAAAGAUUUCUGCGGUUUUGAUCGGAAGUGAAUUCGAUUAGUCGUCAUCAACUUCCUCGAGGGGUACCACGUGCGUUUCACUAGAUAACAUGUUUGAUUAAACACUUUUGGAUUAAUUUAAGUGACAGCAGAAAUGGAGGCCUGGUGUUCCUCAUAAAGCUGUACUCGGUGAUGGUUUCUUUAACACCUAUUUGUAUUUUCCAGUCUACUUUGACAAUGUCGACUAAGUUUAUCCGGUUUUGAAGAGCCACGUUACACCGCUAACUCUACCCUGACAGCACGUGUUUGGUUGCUGCUUCUGUUACGCACGCGCUGAUAACUCGCGGCAACCACGGCACGAGACGCACCGGUAGGAGCACCUGGACAGACCGCUGCGGGAUGGAGUUUGAGGAGUCCGGUAUUGGGGAGGAGUGCGGGGUUUUCGGGUGUGUGGCGGCCGGAGAGUGGCCCACGCAGCUGGAGGUGGCUCAGGUGUUGACUCUGGGACUGGUGGCGUUACAGCACAGGUGAGUCAAGGACAGGUGUGUGCUCCAUGGGUGGCAUACAUCAGUGACAGGUCAAAUCAAGAGCCUUUCUUUACAGCUUUGGGAUGUAAUGCACAAGAAGUAUACUCUAAAAAAGUCUGAAGUUGCAAAAAUUCCCAAAACCCAAUAUUUUAGUGACAAAAUCAUAAAUUGUUUACUGUAAAAGUGGAAUUUAUCACAUUAUUGGGAAGGAAACAGGCCACCUUAAGUGUCUCAUUCCGGACUCACAUAAAGUCUUUGUUUUGGUGAGUAUAGUGUGAAAGAAUUUCUCGUGACUCGAGGCCACAUUGUUUCUCAUAGUUAUGUCUCAAUAACGUAGCAAGAAGCCAGGAAAUUUUUUAACAAAUGGCAUGAAACCGGCAACAAUUAAUUGCCUUUUGGUCGACCAACAGAUGAAUCACUUACUAGUUCAAUAAUCGAUUAACCAGUUCGACUUUUGUCCAUGAAAAUGGUGCCCACAUUCUACAAAUUAACUCUUUAAUGCAAGAAAACCAGAUAUUUAAACUCCUGUAUGACAAUUUGUUGUCUGUCUUUGGUUGUGGACAGAAGACAUUUUUAUGGAAAUAUUCUUGGAUGUUUGGGUUUAUUUAGAUAAUUCUGGGGUUUUAGGAGAAGUUUCUUAGCUUCAAAUGAAAUGCUCUUGGUUUCUUCUGUGUUCUUUGGGUGAAAUUUUUAUGGCUCUGUUCUUAUACUUCAUUUCAUUUGCAAAUCGUCAAGGAACUCUGUAAAUCACUGUUUUUGUAAGCGCUAGUGCUAGACAAAGUAAUAAAUUGGUUGAGAAAAAUGUACUCUAACAAUGGUAAUUAUUAGGCAACACAACAGUUACCUGAGAAAAUACGAUUUAAAUGAUUACUGUCAAGAGUAUGCCAUUUUGAAAAUGUACAACACGUGUCAAAUCUGGUUGAAGAUUUGCAUUUAAAUAUUUAAAUACCCUCAACAGGUCAGAUACUCGAUUUUACUCAGAACAAAUCAAGAUGCAGAUUUUUUUUCCUAGAUUAAAUUAAUGAAUCAUAUUGUUUCUAAUGUCAAUAUAAAAAGAUAAAAAUAACCUUAUAAAUCUUCACAGCUCAAAGAGAUAAACUAUGGUCUCAUAGUCUAAAGAUAUUUCAUGGGAGAUAAUAGCAGUUAUCACCUGUCUGUCAGGGGACUGGUCAGGAGAGGCCAUUGACCGGACUGAAUUGAUCUUUAUUAUGGGGAUGUGAUCCUCCUCUUCUUUACAUUGGACCCCCAUGUUAUCAGCAGAUCCAGAGUGUGAGUUCAGCUUUUUCGAUGCAAUUUCAACUGCAGAGUCUGAAACAGAAGAAAAUGCAGGGUGGUCAUUAUCCCCAUUUUACCGACUAAUGCGUAUACAGUACUUCUGAGCUUCUUCAUCUUUCACUGAACUCCCUCCAGACUCGUGCCUUAUGUUAGCAGUCACCACUGUGUCCUUACUUCAUUAUCAGCCUCAUCAUGGGACUGGGUCACAAUCUACAAACGCUUCAGUCAAUGAGGACGACAUGUGACACACAAAGUGAUAACAGAUGGAGGCACAUUUCAGACCUUGAUCCGUAGACUUUCUCUUUCUUCUGCUUGGUGAAACAGUCUUUUUCUCUGGCUCUUCACUGUUUUCUGAGGGACCUGUAGAUAAAGGAAAGAACAGUGAGAAACCAACACACAAGGACUUUUCUCAAAGCAAAAUAUCAAUGAAACAAUGUUGAGAUUAUGUGACCCCCUCUGACAAGACAGAUGUUCAUAUAGAGCUAGGAUAAAUCAGUGUAACAUCAGAGACCCAUUUGACUUUUUAUUGUCUCCUUUAGUUUGACUCACUGUAUCCCUACUUCAUGCAUCCUCAUGGUGGUGCUAAUGAUUUAAUUGCAGCAUCUCUCAGUUGACUAUGGUGUGACACAUCAAUGAUUAAUUGUUUUAUAGUUAUGUAUCAGAAACCUUGUGUCACAAUAAAUUUGCUGUCCUUGGCCUUGUUAACUGAAAGAGAAAAGGUCUCACUUUUGGAUUCCCCUUUUAAUAUUCUGAAAAUAAAAGUGGAAUUCUAAAAAGAAAAAUGUCAAAAUUCCAUCCAAAAUACAUGAGAAUCCAGAUUUUGAUCUUUUUUAAAAAAAGUUUCAAAUCUGCGAAAAAUUCGGAACACAGAUUUUGCUCGUAAAAUUAUGUGAAAAAGUUGCAUUUCUUAAAGAAGAGUUAGAACUCUGAGAAAUAAGAAGCUUUCUUGAUGUGUGGCCUUCACAUUUCAUGCUGUGAUUGGGAGUUUUCCAUCCCAGAUUUAUAAAGACAGUGGAGACCUUCACGUCUGUUCGUGAUUUUGUGGUAUGCAGCUCUCAGAGAUUCUCAAACUCUCACAGAAAAAUGUUUUUUUUUUUUCAAAAUGCAAAUUUCUACAGUUUCCACGGAAGCACAGUCUUACAUUCAUCAGACAUAAAUAGAUGACUUUUGUGCUUACUCUUGAGUUCAUGCCGAAGAUCUGUGCGCUCCCCCAGGACCGGCUGGAUUCUUUUUUGUUUGUUAUUUGCAGGAACAUUGGGGCCCUCAGAGGACACAGAAUCCGAACUACAGGUCUUUUCCUCCAUCUCUGAUGCUGUAGUACUGUCUGAGUUUAUCUUGGUCGGAUUGACAUCUAUGUUCUCGUUGUCCUCACAGUUCUCAGACAUGGAGUGUCUUUCUGAGUCUUUGUUAUUUGCAGCAGGUGCAUUCCUUGAGGAACCGUUUCUUGUGCGGUUCAUUAUCGCAUCCACCUCGUUGUAGAACCUCAUGAUCUUCCUGGGGUCAGUUUCUUCGGUCAUCCCUCUCUGGAGCGAGCGGUAGAGGUACUUGAGGUUUUUGUACUUUGUGUGACACUGCUUCCAGUCACGAUCGAUGCCCUGCUGCAUCAGUCUGUUGGAGAUCUGGACGAAGAUGUCUCUCUUUCUGGUUGAGCUCUCCAGCUGCCGGCACACACGCUCGUCGGACCAGACUUGAACCAGAGCUCGGACCUCCUGUUCACUCCAGUUUCGGCCCGCAUCUGGCACGGUGACCACGUGGAAGUGAUCGGGGUGAUCUAAAGGGUGAAAGAUGAACCAGGAUAUAAAAGUUAUACAGAUCAGAUAAGAGGAUACAAGUAGAACAGUGAGGCUGAACAAUCGAUUAGAAAGUCGUUUUCACAAAAACAAACAUUUAUAUUGAAACAAAGUCUGAGUUUAUUGCAACAAAUAUGUAAAACUUUUAUAUAAAAUGCAACAUGUCUCAUUCAGUGUGUGAACAUUUUACCUGUUUGAUGUAAGGCUGGGUUUAAACUUGUGACUUUACACCAUUUUGAUUCAGUCAAAUACAGCCGAACUUAAGGUCAAUAAUACUCUGUUUAGUAUAGAAGUUAUAUAAACAGAUUUUGGAUAUUUGGAUUUAUGAGUGACAAACAAAAGUUUUGUGUCAGCUAGAAAAUUUGACUUUGAACCAGCAUGAUUACAGAAUUGCAUUCCCUGUUAUAAUGAAGAACAAUCCAAUAGUUCAUACUAUUUUCUCAUGUAAGGGCCUGUGUCCACUAAAAGCAUUUUUUGCAUUGGCAGCGUCACUCAACACCCUGAACACAAUGUUAGCUGUGUUUUCUUUAGUUUGUUAUUUGGUUGUUUUGUUACACACACUAAAAAUAUUUCAACUUUCAGAGCAUUGCCAUGCUCACCAGUGUCCCUUCUCUGUCUUUACCAAUCAUAAUCAAGAAGGGGCGGGACCCUCAAUAUCAGCUUUGCCAAGAACAAUUGCAAAGCAGAAUCUGAUCCCAGGUAACCAAUCCAAUUUGCCAGAUCACUGAGGGGUUCAAUUGAAAAUUUUGCAAUCAUAACAGCUGUCUAUAAGCCUUUUCAAACAUCUUCUGUUUGAUCCAGACUACUGCACUAGAGAGAAAAUCAUACUGUUUAUAAUACAGCGUUUAUAGGUGCAGCUCAGUACCUGAUCACCUUUCAACUAACCAAAGUAACAUUUUCCAGUCCAGAGUUGCUGCUGACAGAUUUUCCCUUUAAAGUUGCCUUACAGACCUACUGCUACAACCAGAAGUGAAAGCACUACACUCUUUGUAAUCGAGUUUUAUAUAGGUGUGUUAGUUCACUGAAAAUUAAAAAAUGUAACUUUAACAGCACAAAAAAAAAAAAAAAAUCUAUUAUUGGACUCAGGCCCUGAUUAGGCUGCAAGAGGCGAAACAGCAACUUUUCAGACUUUUCUCCCUCAUCAAGAUCACGCAUUUAAAUUUAAUGAUGAUAUACCUAUAAGGUAAAUUAACCUUGCUGAGAGCUAGUGUGAGAGCAAAGACUCCUCACUCCUCAAGAUAAGUAAACAGUAGAGACAGAUGUCACAAGCUCGGCAAACAGGCUGUGCUCAGUUAGCAUGCAGGUAGCCAGCUAGCUGAGGGGUUUGGUAAAAGAGACGGUCGUUAUCUGCAUAAUAACUCCACCUUGCAGAACACAAUGGUACACAAUGGUCGUCUUCACACAAAACGCAGUUCACACUUCUUCUUAUUGGGACCUUAGAUCUUGACCAAGGCUUGUGGCUUUAAUCAAAUAGAAAUUAUUGUAAAAUUUUGGAAUAUAGAUUUUUGUUGGAAGUCUGUUCUGUGGGUCUUUUUUCUUCCUCCACACAUUUCACUGAAUAGUUUGGAUUGCGCCCAAGACAAGAGAUUUAUGUGGCCCUCAAACCAUAAAACCGUUUCGCAUAAAAACUAUGAUAGUAAAGGAUGUUUUCAUGUUACAUUUAGGCAUUUAUAACAGAUUGUUGUCAGCUGAGAUGCACUGAUCCAUGCAUCAUUACACUUGUAGUUAAUGGUGUUGCAUACCCGUUCUUUUCCACUUUGCUUCUCCAUCUCCGUUUAUGUCACAAUCAUUACUGUCUAAACAAAAAGAAGCAGAAUAAAACUUAAUUUUUCUGUCAGUCUAGAAAGAAAAACUACUGAAAGUCCUGCAGACUGAAAACUUACCAUCAUCGAUUUCAAUGACAACCUCACUCUCUGAUCCUGGAGUCGGCAGUCUCUGUGGCACCAAUUCUCCAUCAUACAGCCUCUUCUGCAUCUCCACCAUCCCGUCCUCCAGCCCGCGGUCCAGCAGGAUGGCGUCCACCUCAUCAAAGAACUUCAUGUACUUCCCAGGCCCUCCUGAGCCGUUUUCUGCAGCAGCAUGAGCGCUUUUUGCCGUCUUGUAGUCAUACUUUAGGUUCUUGUAUUUAGUCCGACAUUGUUUCCAGUUUCGCACCACACCAAAGUUCCUCUGCAUCUGAUAGGACAUUUCCUGGAAGAUGCAUUUGUUGCGUAACGUGCUCUUCAGGCGUUCUCUGACCCGGCGGUCGGCCCAGACACACAGCAAGGCUCGAACCUCGUCAUCAGUCCAGUGGCGGCCUCCCUCCUCUGUCACACUGGGAUUGUAAGGGGAAGGUCUGUGGAUUUGAGUCCGGUGGCCUUCAAAAACAAAGCAGCUUGUUGGAAGUAUUGAUAUGAAUUCAUCAUUUAUUGGAAAUGUAUUUUAAGUAAAAAUUUUCUACUGCAAACUUCCGUGUCAAAAAUGCCUGUUAAUUUUCUCCUCCUCAAUGUUUUUGCUAAAAUGCUUUAGGCAAAACUCAAAAUAUCAAACAUUUCUUUUAGAGGAAAGCAGCAACAUUUGCAUCAAUUACAGUGUGACUAUUUGAACCAUUUGAGUCAUCAUCAAACAUCUGAGGACGAGCAGAAAUAUUCACUGAUGUCAGUUUAUCUGGCUUAUAUUGUUUGAGUUGAGAUAAAGAGUCAUAUCUAAAUGGUACAAACUCCACUAAAAGCUUCUUUAACAUGAACACAAAAAGACAUCCUCAUCGUAAAGUAACCUAAGUUUCUGAUCUGCUGUGAGAAGCAUUUCAUCAUGCAGCUCCCUCACUAAACAUCCUAUAUCUUCUUAAAUUAAAAAAUUGUUCAUAUUUUAAGUUUUUGAAUAUACAGAAACCUUUGAAGUUUAAAAAAUUGCCACUCAUUUUUAGUGAGAUUGGUCUCAUGCAAAAGUGGCGGAACUGCAAGUUAAGGGCAAAGUACCUGCACAAGUGCUUUUCUCUCAACCUUCAUUAGACUGAAACUCCUAAAACUGAGUGCAUAAUAUAAAUUAGUAAUAAAUCUUUGGAUAUAAAUGCUGAAAAAAUUGAUAAAUGAGACAAAACAUACUUAUUGGGUCUCAGCGCCCACCCCCUGAUUAGCUGAUCUGAGUCUGGGUUGCACUUCUCAUUUACCUGCCUCCGUGGGGUUAGAGACUGAGGAAGGGUAGCUCCCUCUCUGAGUCCCCUCAUCCUCGUCUUCCUCCCAGCCCUCCUCCAGCCUGUCCUCCUCUUCUUCUCCUCCUCCUGGGCUGUAUUUUGUUGCUGCUGCGUCACACUUCCUGCUCUGGAGCCCCAGGCUCCUGCACUGGGCCUGACACUCCCACCAUUUGCGCACAAUGCUGAGCCUCCUCAGACGCUCUGAGAUCAGCUCGUACGUGCUCCUGCUUUCGGAUACGUGCUGAGCACCCACCUCGUCCCACACUGAUAUGAGAGCCAGCACCUCUGCCUCCUCCCACUGCUUUUCCACCAAGCCUUUGUCGUCCACCACCACCUCUCUGUCUGCUCUUUGUCUCUCUGCUGCUCUCUCCAUGACUGAGCUGACCUGGAAACGCUUUCUUUUCCCCAAUCCGCCUGUCUCUGCUGCACGGUUCCCUAGGCAACCAGGCGGCUAAGCCUGAAAGCAACGCCUCCAUGCAGGAAAGCAGCCUCACCACUGGCUUAAGCUGUGUGCUGAGGGGGCGGGCCAGCAGUAAUCUGAGAAGCAGCUUGGUGAAAAGGCUGAAGCUGCAGCAAGACGACUCCCUGUAACAGCUCUACGGCAGACAUGUUGCUGUUUUUUUAAAUCCUGAUCCUGCCUCACAUCAGCAGAAUUAAACCAGUUUGCUUUGCCCCCAGGCUCAUGUGGAGCUUCCACAGCUGAACAAGUUUAAUCAUGUUUACACCACCAGGGAACAGACUGAGAUAUCACUCCUUAUGAAACCCCACUGAUGUACUCUCCUUUGUGUGUGUUUGUGUCUGCAUAUAGGGGUCAGGAGAGCGCCGGCAUUGUCCUGAGUAAUGGAGCCAGCCCCCCCACAUACACAGCCCACAAGGUAACACUCAGCAUGAUGUUCAAUAGAGCUGCUUUUCUUGCAGGUAUAUCAGAAAAAACAAGAAAAAGUGCCCAAACACAGUGUGGAAAGGAUGAAAUCAGGUUACUUUUAUUUGCACACAUGGAUGAAUUUGUUUUAGGGUGAGUCAGAAAAGUUUUCACACACACCAGAUAAACAUGACAAAGUCACAAUAAUGCCUGAAAUGGUCAUUAAAAAUUAAAAUAACUAAAAUUUUAAAUAUACCAAAAAUCAGUAAAACAAAUGAGAGCAAAAAUAUGCAAUGAUGAAUAGUUUAAGUUGUUUUUAUGAAUAAGAAUAAAUGUGAGAAAGCUAAUGAAUAAUCUAUUUUUCCAGAACAAAAAUAAAGAAAUUCCACAGGCAAAAUAAGCUUAGUUACAAAACACAUGUUUAGAUACCUCGUGUUUGUUAUGUUUAAUAAUCUGGAGUGAUACAGGAGUAGGAAUGAACUUCUUUGAAAUUGAAACUGCAGCAUGGUCUGCACACUCAAAGGAAUAACCAAAUUCCGCUGUUGGAUGACAUCCAACUGAUGAAGCCGAUCCAAGUGAGCACAAAACUGCAGAUCCUCCAGUGUCCACUCGAGGCUGAAGAAAGCCAAAGGAAACCAAGAUGGAAGAACUGAAAUCUUUUGAUUUUUCAACGUAUUUGCUUUGGAGAUCCAGUCCACACAAGGUCCAGUCCACACAUACACAUAUAUAUUUUUUAAACCUCAACUCUUUAUGUCCAUUUGACCUCCAAUCCACACAUAAACCAGGAUUAUGUCACUGAAAACAGAAAUAUUUUAAAAGUGCCUGUACACAGGGGAAACGCUGACGGAUUUGUGCUUGGCAAUCAUUGUUCACACGCACCAAGACGGCAGGCUACAUGUCUGUGGACUUAUAAGAUGUAAUAAAUGUUCACAUAGGAAACCCUCCUGUUCAUACAUGCGUGCUGUUAAAUAGUUUUUUUUUAAUGUCCUACUUGGUACAGAGUACAAAAGCACUGUUUAUGAUUGCUGCUUGUCAGAAAGGAUGCUAAUCACAUGCACACAAUGCCACCAACUGGUCAGGCACAAUUAUGCAAGGAUUUUUAACUGUCUCUGCACUGAGGUGUGGAAAGAAAAAGAUUCAAAAACAACUCUACUGGUGUGGGCGAGAUUUUUGUUUUUUGGAAAAUGAAGAGGAAAAAGAUUCUGUUUUUGAAAAUAUGCCUGUGGACUUAUUACCUGUCCUUAGUUUACAAGUUUUACAUUAAGAGAGGCACAGCUGACUGGACUGACAGGCAGGCAUGCUAUUCCUGUUAGGAGGCAAAAAGCUACUUUAACUCUGCCUCUUAGCAUGUUGUUUGGUUGCCCCAAAGUGAGGUUCAGAGAGCCUUUUCUACAUGGUGUCUGAUGCUUAUUGGCUCCAAAACUUCAGAAAAGAAUAGAUGACACCACAGAGACUACUAAGCAAAGUAGAAGUACUUUGAUUCUUUGCAUGUGCAAAAUGUUAAACUGUGUGUGAGUGCAUGGAUUAGAGUGAGCUUGAUGUCCUUCUACUUAAAACACACUCCUACACAGAUCUGCCUCUGCACCUGCACAUCACAGCCUACAGAUCAGCUCCGCACAAAACGCCUGUGCAGUCAUCGGCAGCUUUAUUUGUAGCAAAGAAAAUCUUUGAUAUUUUUACAGUAUAUAAAAUAACCUUUACGAAUUUGUAUAGAAAGAAGUCAAGUAUCAGAGAAAUCAACACUUUUUUUUCCUGCAACAACAAAUCCAACCAUACAACUGUGACAAUCCUACUCUAACUAAACAAGAAUGAAGAGAAAAUAAAGAUAAGAUGAUUAAAAUGAUCCCUGCUAGUUUAUUAUUUUGUUUAAAAAUCUCGUGAUCAUUUCCUCUCAGGGGGAAUUUUUGUCUUAUUUUAGUUAUUGGAGCUAGAGAGGUGCAAAACCUCAACAAAUGUAAAUUCACCAUUCACUGCAGCAUCAAAGUGGUAAUAGUCCCAAAUUUUUAACAGAAACCCUUUUUUUUUUUCACACCAUGAAUGUCUUGCAGUUUUUACCCGAAAUAUAGAACAAGUUUAACCUCCACACUGAAGUCUGUAAACUUUGGGCCAGAAAAGGUUGUAAAUUUGGAUGUAAAGAGUAGGAACAUGAAUAUUUUCUUUGUGAUUUUAAUGCACAGCUUUGUUGUAUGUUUAGGGGAUGGGAUUAGUGAGCACGGCAUUCCCUCCUGAGGCACUCAUGAAGCUUCGGUACGGUAACCUCGGGAUUUGUCACACCCGUUACUCAACCACGGGGAUCUCAGAGCUGCAGAACUGUCAGCCCUUUGUGGUCGACACUCUGCACGGACAGAUCGCCGUGGCUCACAACGGAGAGCUGGUCAACGCCCACGCCCUGAGGAAGAAGGUUAGAAAGACUGAACCAGAGGCCAUAUUCACAAAGUUUAUAGUCUUAAGAGUUGCUCCUAGUGUAAGAAAAAUUCUAACAGUCAUGAAUAUUUUCUAUAAGUGCAGACUACGUCUCAAAAAAUAAUUCAUAAACAUUUUGCUCUUAAGAGAGCUUAUGAGGUAUGAGGAUGAAACAGCAAAAAGACGGUGAGGAAGUUGAGAAUUCACUCAAACAAUGAACGAUGGUGGGCUAAUUCAAUGCGAUAGGUUAGCUGUUGCUGUGAUGAUUACGCUCCCAUGGCAACAGUUUCCCCCGUGAUCUUGGUCUCCUAGCAGGUGAUGCUCCUGUAAGAGGCCUGUUAAUGAAGAUGUAGUGAAACUCAGAGCACAGGAUUACAUCAAUAUCAACAAGCUGCACUAGAAUACAUUAGAGUUUCCUGAUUACCAGAGAGAGAAAAACGGACAUAGAAGGUUGUAGAGUGAGAGCUGAUCACUCAUCCUUCUUUGCUGAUCAUAUAUGUUAAUAAUGUGUAAAGGGUCACCCUGAACAGUUUCUAUGAUCAGGCUGAUUAACGUUACCACCUCCUGUGUCCGUUAUCGCAGAGAGAGCAUUUGUUUUUCUCUUUUUGUGCAUCAACCAAUCACAGCUUUAAAAGAGUUGGAGAAUAAAUCUACUUCAAAAUGCUGCCGUACAGCUAAUGUGUGAAAGUCAUCUUGAGCACUUAAAUUAUAUGUCACUUUUUUGCCGAUGGUUAUAUCAGCAGAAAUGUUCAUACCUGCCAAUACAGACAGUUAACUUUUUUAAAGAAUUAUCUACCAAUACCGACAUUUUGCUGGUAUUAUCUUUUACCCCUAAGAAGAAUAUGUGAUACAUGUUUCCACAUUUUCAAUAUCCACUUAUUUGCUCAGUUGAUUUUGUUGCAUUUUCCAUUUUUAUGCUUUGAAUCUGUGCCAAAAUAAUCUUCUCUGAAAAAACACCUGUGCAGGUGAUGCGUCAUGGAGUUGGCCUCUCCACCAGCUCAGACAGUGAACUCAUCACUCAGCUGCUGGCUUUCACUCCACCGAUGGAGGAGCUGGAUGCACCAGACUGGGUGGCCAGGUCUGUGUUUUCAGUGAAUUCUGUAAACAUUCACAGUUUUUUUCCAUCCUUUUAAUCCCCCUUUUCAUUGUUGUUGUUGUUUUGGUUUUGUAGAAUAAAGAAUCUGAUGACCGAGACCCCCACAUCCUACUCUCUGCUGGUGAUGUAUAAAGAUGUCAUCUACGCAGUGAGGGACCCAUAUGGGAAUCGUCCUCUCUGUAUCGGGCAGCUGGUUCCCAUCUCCAAACUGCACAGCUCAGGUGUGUCCGUCCUGAAAGGCUCUGAAAGUCUGCUGCUAAUCCGUCUGCUGCUUCAGUCUGCAGAGUUUGAUUGGUAGAUGGAUUGAUGAGCUUUCUGUCGUUUUUUUUUUUUUAGGUUCUGGAGAGGAAGACACAGAGGGUUGGGUGGUUUCCUCAGAGUCCUGCAGUUUCCAGUCCAUUGGUGCAAAGUUAGUUUGACCUCCUGUAAAAGUACCUGCGCUGCAAAGAUUGAAAUAACCCCACCCUCCAUCCUUUAAUGAUCCUCCUCCUCCUCCUUCCUCCCUCAGAUACUACAGAGAGGUCCUACCUGGAGAGAUAGUCCAGAUAUCUAAACACGGCGUGAAGACUCUGAGUGUAGUCCCCCGUCCUGAGGGAGACCUUCCUGCAUUCUGCAUCUUUGAAUAUGUUUACUUUGCCAGACCAGACUCCAUAUUUGAAGGUUUGAAAAUUAUUAUGAAGUACCCUUUCUGCCUUUCUGUACAUGAAUAUUUCAACACCCUUCCACCUGUAGAUCUUGUUUUUCUCACAAACAAGAUAAAAGCUUGUACAGCAACAUGUUGUCAUCUUGACUCGUGUCAUAGAUCUGUCAUAUUGCUGUUGCCAAAUAUUAAUACUUUAAUUAAGAAAUAAUUCAUUUUCCUUUCCAGCUUGACUCACCACAUUACUACUUCAUAACCUUGUAUUGUUGCUUAUGACAUUAAUUCUUCUGAACUGUGAGGGACAUUUUAAAUUCUCAAGUUAAUAAGAUAUCUUUAUGUUUUUGCUUGAUUGUCUUGCAAAAUAUCAGUUAUUGCAGGAUUCCUGAAUUGUCAUAUUAUCCUUAUGAUACUGUACCAGAAAUCAUUUCAUAACAUGACUUACUCUAUGAUUUCUACCCCAAAUCUUUACAGAGACAGACCUCUUUGCAAGGAAAAUGAUUUUUCUUUAUAAGAGGUUACAUCUGUAACAUCACUUUUUUUUAAGGCUGCCGGAUUUUAUUGACAAAAACAGGAAUAUAAGCUCACAGAAGACAGGACUUACUAACCCACUGUUAACUUUGGGGAUAUAGGGUCACAGUGUGGAUGCUAAAAAAUUUUGAGAUCAUGAGAACAAAAUCAAAGUUUUACAAAAACAGUCACAAUGAAAAAAAAUCAUCACUCUUAAAGAAAAAAUCUUAAAUUUAUUACAUGAAAAUUAAAAAUUAUUAAAUAAAGAGUUGAAAUGUUAAACCUUGAAGUUGUAAAGUUACCAAAGUAGUCAGCAGAUUACAAAAGUCACAAAUUUACCAAAUAUGUUUUAAACAAAUUAAAAGGAGUCAAGUGGAAAUAUUUCAAAAUAAACCUGUAAGUUCUUACAUUUAAGGUCAUAAAUCUACAGGGAUUCAUUUGUAACUUAACAGGAUUAAAUUCUCAAAUGGUUAAAGUUGUAAUCUUGUUGGAAUUAAGUUUUAAUUUUAAGAGAAUUAAGUCACACAUACAGGCUGUGAUUAUUCCUUUCCACAUUAGUUAGCUCUUUGGUUACUUCAUAGUGUGCUGCUGGUAUGCUACCAAACUGAGUAUUGUAGUCAUUGAUGUCCCCUACACCACGCUAACUGCAGACAAAAAUUACAACUCUGUCCUCAUUUUGAAAUCUCAUUUUUGUUUCUUCAAUAAUUUGGUCCCAACACAGCUUUAAGCAUUAUCCCAAACAGGUCGCUGUAGUUUUUGUGAAUUCAUCCCGGACCAUGAUUUUUCCAAAAAUGUGAAAAAAAACAUCUCUCAUAGAAGUAAAAGCUCUUCUUAUGCUCAGUAUACCGUGCUCUACCCUCCUGCAGGACAGAUGGUGUACACUGUCAGACAGCGCUGUGGUCGGCAGUUAGCCAUCGAGGCUCCCACAGACGCAGACGUGGUCAGCACAGUGCCAGAGUCAGCGACUCCUGCUGCUCUUGGUUACGCUCAGCAGGUCAGUCUGUCUGAUUCAUGAAAAACACUGAUAUACUGUCCUCCUGACGGAGCUCAGUCCUCUCACACUGUCCUCGUCCCCACAGUCUGGUCUGCCGUAUAUUGAGGUUCUGUGUAAGAACCGCUACGUCGGGAGAACAUUCAUCCAGCCAAACACCCGCCUGAGGCAGCUGGGAGUCGCCAAGAAGUUUGGAGCUCUGACGGACAACUUUGCAGGAAAACGAGUGGUGCUGAUAGACGACUCCAUCGUCAGGGGAAACACCAUCGCCCCCAUCAUCAAACUACUGAAGGAGGCGGGGGCAACAGAGGUCAGAAGAAUGAGGAAAUCAGGAAAUGAUACACACUUAAAUUAUAUGUCAAAGUAUGAGGGCUGCAUUAAAGAUAGAAAAAGAUGAUAAGUUAUAGCUAGUUAUAUUAUGACUUCAUUCUUAUAUCAUGACUUUUUCUAGUUAUGAGACUUCAUUUAAAUAUUGUGAAUUUUCUGAUAAUACUGAGACUAUUUUUGUAAUAAUGACUCUUUGACCUUCAUUAUGGUAACGUUGGGCUGUAACUUUUACAAACAUGAAUGAAUCAAACUCCUAAUAUAUUUUUUUCACAGUAUGACUUUAUCUGUAUUUCAUGGCAUUAUGACCUUUUCUCAUAAUUUUACCAUUUUACUUUAUUUAUAUAACUUUGACUUUAAUUUCUCCUGACCUAUUGCAACAGUUCUACUUUAUUCUUUAAAUCCAAAGUUGUUUUCCUUAAUGUGGCCCCAAUAUUUGUGAAGUUUAUUUAUUUUUUCUUCAUUAAUUUUGAUUUUGCUUGAAAGGAAGCUCCAGAAAACUAAGUAAUAAGACCGAAAUAUCUGUAUUUCCUUCCUGCCAGGUCCACAUCAGGGUCGCCUCUCCACCAAUCAGGUUCCCUUGUUACAUGGGCAUUAACAUCCCAACCAAGGAGGAGCUCAUCGCCAACAAGCCGGAGUUUCAGGACAUUGCGGGACACAUUGGUAAGUCCAUAUCACAGACAGAGGCUGUAUUAACAAGGAUGAUAUUUUGAGAACAGGAUAGAAACUUCCAAACCAGGCCCUUUUUUAAACAAACUUUUGGGUCCAAAUGGCUGAGUAUGAAAAGUUUUGAAGCUGCGUCGACAGACUUCUUCAGCCCACAGCUACAAAUGCACUACAUAAUGCUUUGGGUGCAAGUUUGGUCAUUUGAAACAAAAGGUGUACUUCAAAUGUGCUCAAGCACUCUCAGCUACCCCCUCAUGUCCCUGCUCUCUGGUGUGAAACCACUGCAGAGGUCAGUCAGUCAUUUUGAUCUUGUGUGAACAAGAUAACCUGAACUCGGUCCCUCUCAACAGAGUAGUCUGUCUGUCUGUAGGGAUCAUCUAACCUGAGCCUGACAGUGACAAAAAUGAAGAUCUCUCUGUGGAUGCAUUUGAAAGUAUCAUCAGGGGCAUUUGCCGGAAUUGUUUUGCAGACAUUAAAUGCACCACAAAAUAUGAAAACAAGGCCCCGGGUUUUAGGGUACCUGAAUUCUCCUGCAGAUAUUUCUGAGUCUUUAUCGGUCAAACUGUCUUCCAGGUGCAGCCAGUGUUCAGUAUCUGACCGUGGAGGGUCUGGUGACGGCGGUGCAGCAGGGGAUCAGCUCAUUGCAGGAGAAAGACAAGAUGAUCAGCUCCAGUAACAAGACCAGCAGGAGGGUGGGCCACUGCACCGCCUGCCUGACUGGAAAAUACCCGGUGGAGCUGGAGUGGUAACAAGUGUAGUAAAAAAAGACCAGCUGUAGGUGCUGGGAGAGAGAACUAUAGUUACUGCAGCUGCACAGUGGAGUCACCUCCACCACCACAGCUGAAACACGUGAAUAAAUGUUUCUGUAGAGCGAAAGAGGAGAGGUCAGGCUUGUUCAAAAUCUACCACUGAUGUCUUAUUCUUGUAGAGGGGCUAACAUCCUGCAGCUCCUGCUUUUCUGACCUCCAGGCUGUAGAAACCUGCUGAUUACUACAACCUAAUCACUGCUGAAUAUUUCCACCACAUAAUGCUGAUUUUGUAGGUCUUUGUUGUAAAUGUAAUUUCCAGAAAAUGUCAUUGAACUAGUUUGUAAUUGAGCAUUAGUUCACCUGUCAGCAAAACGCACAAGGCUAGAGACCAAAAAGUUAGUGUCUUCGUUUUCUUCAUCCUUUGUAACUUUUUUACUUUUACAGAAAAAUUAACAAUGGUCCUGUUUCCUUUUUGAGCUGACUGUUUCAUAUUUUGCUUUUUGUCUUUCGUCAUUUCGUGAAUAUUUGCAAAAGAUAAAUAAACAGAACUGUAAUAGAAAUAA